UCUCUCGUGAAUAAAUCGAAAACAUGGAUCGAUUCUUGCCAAGAAUAUAUCAUCACACCAUUCUACACUUACGCGAGUGUCGGGAGCGUGCUGCUUGCUGAGUUGAGCCUCCCUCUAUCGAAGGACACGAGAUUCUGAAAUGGGUCCACAUUAUUACAGUAACCAAUCUCAUUGUGAAUGGUGGAACUUGCACUAACGUAGACACGGCGUGAGUUCGGCCGAACUCGUGUCCACUCCCCUAUAUAAACUCGCCAGUGUUGCGUUGCGACUACCGUAUUCUACUAACUGAUCGCCUCACUACACGACAGAAUGGCUUCAAUAAAUCUUUCGACUUCGAACGAAGAGACUGUCAAGACCGAUUUUGAUGUCUUGCUUUCUGAAUAUACACAAAAAGAAACCCCAAAGGUGCACGGUGUAAUUGCAAAAUGCGUUGAUAAGAAUGGCAAAGAGGUGUAUAACAAGAUUGCAGGGUACGACUCGGUUCUUCCCGACGCUUCACCUCUUCGUGAAGAUGCCGUGAUGAAAAUUGCGAGUGCCACGAAACUCAUCACUGCUAUUGCUUUGCUCCAAUGUGUGGAGGAAGGACUACUAGAGCUUGACGAGCCUCUUACAAAGAUCCUACCUGAGUUCGACGGAAUAGAAAUCUUGAAAGGCGUGAACGGAUCAGAUCUCACGCUCGAAAAGAGCAACGUACCGGUCACUGCCCGACAUCUCUUGAGCCACACUUCAGGAUUGGGUUACCAAGUUCUUCAUCCGCUGCUGGCUCUUCAAGCAGAAAUGCAGAAAGACACCAAACGGUCUGGACACGUCACAGAGAAGUACAAGAUGCCGUUGGUCUUUGAGCCAGGUACUGGAUGGCUAUACGGGUGCAGCUUUGAUUGGGCCGGACUGGUCGUAAGCCGUCUACACAACGACAUCGCGCUCGGUGACUAUUUCACCGAGCAUAUCUGGAAGAGAGUGGGCUUGUCUGCACCGUUCCCCAGAUUCAACAUUGCCGUACACCCCGAUUACAAAGCCCGCAUGAUGCAAAGUUCCGUCAUACAAGAUAACGGAACACUCGAGCACCUGGACAACUGGCCCAUCAUUGAUGAUGACGAAGCUCACAACGGCGGUGAAGGGCUUUCAUGCACUGCGAACGAUUAUCUCGCCGUCCUCGCCGACUUGAUCUCAGACGCACCAAAGCUUCUCAAGCCGGAGACCAUUUUCCGCAUGUGGGAACCGCAAUUGCUUCCAGGAUCGCCUGGUUCUGGGAUGCUCUUGUCUCUCCGACCGCUCUGGGAAACGAUAACUGGACCAAUCGUGGACCACGGUAUCAAUCACGGCUUAGGUGGUGUGCUUUGUCUCGAGCCUGUACCCGAAAGUAAACAACCUGCCAACAUGUUGGCAUGGGGAGGAGCCACUAAUGUCGUAUGGUGGAUGAACAAGGCGUCGGGCGUAGCAGGGUUCUUCGCAACCCAGCAAGCACCUACCGCGAACCCCAACGUUACCAAACUCGUAGAAGCUUGGAAAAAGGACUUCUGGACACAAUAUGGUGUUAACAGAUAGAACAUCGUCGUAAAGAACAUUAGUCUGUACUCAAAUAUGUGCCAUAAAUUGUGUAUACUAUUCCUAGAUGUUCAGUACUAUUUUGCAGAAUCCUAAAUGAUUCCACUUCUUUCUGGUAGCAAAAAGAAGGGAAAAAGAAAAACAGCUGCGUGUUCGCAUUUUCGACCCAAACGGGUAACUUGAGCUAGGGAGUGACUGAGCCCAUGUGCCCGGGUAGGCGAUUUGUCUUCGUAUUAGAUGAAGAUAGCCCCGCACGCACGAAUUGCGGUUUAACAGGUGGGUUUUCGCAAUCUAUCAACAGAUCGGGAAAGCAGCUCGGAGGUAUUCCAGACCAACCCAUCUCGGAUGCAAGGCCGAAUACCACCCUACAUCAACACACAAUAUCUCUCAUGCUCGAACAAGGAAGAUCAAUGUCAAUGAAAAAGAGUAAAGCGGUUUGUAGGUACUUUGCUGCAUCAUCUUUAGGGUUCCUCAAC
Periconia digitata is the source of this 2021-nucleotide messenger RNA. Lineage: Eukaryota; Fungi; Ascomycota; Dothideomycetes; Pleosporales; Periconiaceae. The record is from the annotation of a GenBank genome assembly.